AUGGCAGAAAAGCGCGACAUGUUUGGUAUUGGUUAUCACCCGACAACAUGCAAGGUGAGUCCGAAGAAAAAGCAAUUCAACCCGGUCAAGUUCAACAACACCGACUAUCAAAGUGAGCACACUGUGGAAGUCAUUGGAGAGUCCAGUGGCAACAAGCCAGGGGCACCCAGCUUUGUUCACAGAUGUCCUCCAGGAUUCAAGCUUCCCAACUGGGCAGCCACCAUGAUCCCUAUGGUGUACUCGGAAAAAACAGCAAAUAAAACCAUUGAUUAUGACACGGCUAAAAUCAACUAUGAAUCUGGACUUCCAAUCAACCAAGCUGAAGACGGCAUUGAGGAAGAUUGCGAAUUACCAGCUGAACUAGCACGGCUCCUUGAGCAUGAAGAGAAAGAGAUUCAGCCAUACAAAGAACCAGUGGAUGUCAUUAACUUAGGUUCUGAAACUGACAGAAAAGAAGUAAAAGUGGGGGCAUCUCUUUCCGAGCAUGUUCUUGCUACGAUUUUAACUUUGUGGUUAGCAGACAAAUCUGGUCGCCGGCUUUUACUUAUUGUUUCUUCAUCUGCAAUGGCUUUGAGUCUUUUGGUUGUUUCAAUAUCAUUCUACUUGAAGGAAUAUAUAUCACCAGAUUCUGAUUUAUAUGCGACAUUGAGCCUCGUAUCGGUGGCUGGAGUUGUGAUCAUGGUUAUUGCAUUCUCUCUGGGAUUAGGAGCAAUGCCAUGGAUUAUAAUGUCUGAGAUUCUUCCGAUUAACAUCAAAGGCCUAGCUGGAAGUUUUGCAACACUUGCCAAUUGGUUCUUUUCCUGGUUGGUUACAUUAACAACAAAUUUGCUCUUGGAUUGGAGUUCGGGAGGAACCUUCACAAUAUAUACUGCAGUGUGUGUUUUCACAGUAGGAUUUGUUGCCAUUUGGGUCCCCGAGACAAAGGGAAAAACUCUUGAAGAAAUACAAUAG
Lathyrus oleraceus (garden pea) is the source of this 951-nucleotide messenger RNA. RefSeq names its product sugar transporter ERD6-like 18. The record is from RefSeq and is a predicted model, not a curated record. NCBI's taxonomy places the organism in Eukaryota, Viridiplantae, Streptophyta, Magnoliopsida, Fabales, Fabaceae. Gene Ontology annotation, biological process: transmembrane transport. Bases 1 to 951 code for a protein of 316 amino acids. Gene Ontology annotation, cellular component: plant-type vacuole; membrane. The transcript has 8 exons. Gene Ontology annotation, molecular function: transmembrane transporter activity.